Drosophila bipectinata is the source of this 3277-nucleotide messenger RNA. It is a transcript of the gene Oamb, whose product is annotated as Octopamine receptor in mushroom bodies. Gene Ontology annotation, molecular function: G protein-coupled serotonin receptor activity; alpha1-adrenergic receptor activity; octopamine receptor activity. Gene Ontology annotation, biological process: G protein-coupled receptor signaling pathway, coupled to cyclic nucleotide second messenger; adenylate cyclase-activating adrenergic receptor signaling pathway; positive regulation of cytosolic calcium ion concentration. Gene Ontology annotation, cellular component: dendrite; plasma membrane. NCBI's taxonomy places the organism in Eukaryota, Metazoa, Arthropoda, Insecta, Diptera, Drosophilidae. The record is from RefSeq and is a predicted model, not a curated record.
GAAAAUUCUGCCGCGUCGGUCGUGGUUCGAAGGCGCACGUAACGGUACUUGCCGACGGCGCCAGUUGAGCAUAACGCGCAAACAAACUAUUAAUUUUGCAAGCCCGGCUUAGCAACGCCCAAUCGAAAAGAUCAACAGACAACUCUGAACAGACUGCAGUAUGGAGAUUUUGGCCAAAAUGCGUGCAAUUACUCAACGCAUGACAACAAAUUAAUUGGCCAGAAGAGACUGAGAGCGAGAACGAAAACGAGAGCGACGAACACAACCCGCGGCAACAAGUGGGGAGGCCCACAAAAAUUAUUGCAAUCCGGCGAGCCGGUUAUCACGCCUGCAAGUGCAUCGAAAUAAAAAAAAAAACACAAAAAAAUAAAUAAAUACAAAAAAUAAAAACCAACAACAAUUGCGGCAAAAACUUGACCGAUUUUCCGAGCCAUUUGGCGACGGGCCGCCUGCUAAUCUCGCCCAGAAAACUCGGCUCACAAUCGACGUUGUGAUGAUUUAUGCAGUUUAUUGGGAAUGCACAAAUAAUUGACAACCGAGUGUUUGUUUGAAAUGUAAGCCACGACGCGUGCAAACAACACUGUAAACAGUAAACAUAAUAUUGAGAAUCUCGAUUUGACUAUUCGUGGCACAGCCAACAGGCAGCCAGGCAGUGAGUCAGUGAGGCAGACGUGUGGCAUAUUGACACUGACCCCCUACAGGAACACAGAGAGCGAGUGCCCCACCGAUUUGCUGUUCGGGGUCUGGAUGGAGGCAACUCCCAGGUGCCGGGGCCCCCGAGACGCGCACGGUUCAACUGAAGCGGCAUCGGAAGUGGCGGCAUCGGCAUUGGCAUCAGCAUCGUCAACGGUAUCAAUAUCGGUAUUGGCAACGGUAUCACAGCAACCACAGCAUCAACACUGGCUGCCACAUCAACAACAUGGCCAUAAAGCAACAGCAACGAACAAACUGUAAUUCAUGGUUAAAAUUGCCCAACAAACUGCUGAUAUUGGUGGUGAACAAGGAUACACACCCAUCUCAAAAGUACCGCCAUGAAUGAGACAGAGUGCGAGGAUCUCAUCAAAUCUGUGAAAUGGACGGAACCAGCCAACCUGAUCUCCCUGGCCAUACUCGAGUUUAUCAACGUCCUGGUCAUUGGCGGCAAUUGUCUCGUCAUCGCCGCCGUCUUCUGUUCCAACAAGCUGCGGAGUGUGACGAACUUCUUUAUUGUCAACCUGGCAGUGGCCGACUUGCUGGUGGGUCUGGCGGUGCUUCCCUUCUCGGCCACCUGGGAGGUCUUUAAGGUCUGGAUUUUCGGCGAUGUGUGGUGCCGCAUUUGGCUGGCCGUCGACGUCUGGAUGUGCACGGCAUCGAUCCUGAACCUGUGCGCCAUAUCCCUGGAUCGCUAUGUGGCGGUCACACGACCCGUCACCUACCCAAGCAUCAUGUCCACUAAGAAGGCCAAGUCCUUAAUCGCCGGCAUUUGGGUUCUCUCAUUUGUUAUUUGCUUUCCGCCGCUAGUCGGCUGGAAGGAUCAAAAGGCCGUUGUUCAGCCGACCUAUUCGAGGGGAAACUAUACGCUUUUCUACGCCACCACGAUGUCCAGCACGGAGGAUGGUCAACUAGAGUUAGAUAGCAUUAAGGAACAGGUGGAGGGGUCCUCGCCCCAGCCGCCGCAGAUGUCACAGAUGCCGCAUGGCAACGCCUACAAUCCCUACGAUCCCGAUUUCGCCCCUAUCGACGGCUCUGCAGAGAUUCAUAUCGCCGCCAUUGGCUCGACCACGAGCACUUCGACUUCCUCUCCCAUCACAACCACCGAAACGGAAAUGGACUACGAUCUGUUGAACUCGCCGCCCCAAAACAAGCCACAAACGAUGUCCGGCAGCUGUCCCUGGAAGUGCGAACUGACGAACGAUCGUGGGUAUGUCCUGUACUCAGCCCUGGGCUCCUUCUACAUACCCAUGUUCGUGAUGUUGUUCUUCUACUGGAGGAUCUAUCGGGCAGCCGUGCGCACCACCCGGGCCAUCAACCAGGGCUUCAAGACCACCAAGGGAUCCAAGGGCAUUGGGUCCCGAUUCGAAGAGCAACGCCUGACGCUGCGCAUUCACAGAGGACGCGGAUCCAAUCAGCAGGACUCGAUGCACAGCAACGGCAGCACUCAGAGCACCACCACCACACUGGGGACUCCGUCGCCGGAACGGCUCUCCAAGUACGCCACCCGGCGGAUGCACCACCACGACAAAAUCAAAAUCUCCGUCUCCUACCCGUCCAGCGAAAACAUAAGCGAGUUGGCCGGACACGGAGAUGAGCGCCACGAGCGUCGUCCUUCCGGAAAUGCCCUAUUUGCCGUACAUUACAAUGGAGCCAAUGGACGCGAGUCAACUGAAUCGCAUCUCUAUCGACAGCAGCAGCAACACGGCGGAGCCAGUUCCUGCUACCUGCAGGUGGGGAAGGCCUUGCCGGAACUGGCCAGGCGGCAGAGCAACACCAGUGAGGGCGGUGGCGGAGGAGGGGGAUCCGGUCACAGGCCGGCCAACAAGAAGAUGGGCCGGCGAAACAUCAAGGCCCAGGUGAAGCGCUUCCGAAUGGAGACGAAGGCGGCGAAAACCCUAGCCAUCAUUGUCGGAAUGUUUAUCUUCUGCUGGUGCCCCUUUUUCACGAUGUACAUCAUCCGGCCAUUCUGCCAGGACUGCAUCGACCCUCUGCUCUUCUCCGUGCUCUUCUGGCUGGGCUACUGCAAUUCGGCGGUGAAUCCCAUGAUCUAUGCCCUCUUUUCCAAGGACUUUCGCUUUGCCUUCAAGAGGAUCAUCUGCCGAUGCUUCUGUUCGCGGCAGUCGGUUUCCUUGAAGAGUUCCCGUCGCGGCUCCGACAUGUCCGCCAUCCGGAUCCGGGCCAGGACGCCGAGCAUCACGCCCAGUGCAGCAGCCCAUAGUUUCGGGGACGAGAGCGAACUGCACCACUCCGAGAUGAGCAACGAUCCCAGGUGACGUUCGUUCGGGCCCAGCUCAAGCUCUCAGAGUAGCUUGGGCGGGUUGCGGAAGACGAGCCUGAAGGUGCCCGUCUACGAGAUUUGCCAUCCGCUGGUCAUGGAAACGGCCUGCUACUCCUACGUCGAGGCCACCGGCGAUGCUUCUACCUCCGCCUCAGUUGGUGGCACCGGGGGAGGGAGCGGCUCAAAGCGGACGCAGUUGUAGCCGCGGGAGCUGCUGGCGCUGCGAAGUCUGGGGGGCGGAACGCAUGUUCCGCCGGCGCGGCGACCAAGACGCAUGGUCCGGGUGGAGUACAGCGAUGCCAGGGU